This is a messenger RNA of Asterias rubens (European starfish), 1814 nucleotides long. Its product is annotated as protein arginine N-methyltransferase 6-like. Gene Ontology annotation, molecular function: protein-arginine N-methyltransferase activity. NCBI's taxonomy places the organism in Eukaryota, Metazoa, Echinodermata, Asteroidea, Forcipulatida, Asteriidae. The record is from RefSeq and is a predicted model, not a curated record. The coding region runs from base 263 to 1297 and encodes 344 amino acids. The transcript has 14 exons. Gene Ontology annotation, biological process: peptidyl-arginine methylation.
AGUGGAAGAACAAACGCGAAAGCGCACGUGUUGUUGUUUAUGUCAGAGUCAGACGACGAGAUAGACAGCGAGCGAUGGUGCUGCUGUUUCCACGAUAAAUGUUUGGUGAAGGCAGAGAUAUAAAACACAAGACAAACUGAGUGAGUGACAAGACUAACAGUAACAGACAACCAGACAAACAGAGAUGGGAUAACUGGAUAUAGGCCUAAAACAUUAGAAACUAAGAUCUGUAGUAAACAUUGAAGGCAAUCAAACAAGAACCAUGGAGCCUCCUGUGAAACGGAAGCGCCAUGAUGAUGAUGGAUUCUACUUCAAGUCCUAUUCAGGUGUCUCCAUACAUGAAGAUAUGAUAAGAGAUUCUGUAAGAACAAACACAUACAGACUUGCCAUUCUCCGUUGCUGUGAACAAAUUGCUGGCAAAGUUGUUGCAGAUAUUGGGGCUGGUACAGGAAUUUUAAGCUGCUUCUGUGUGCAGGCAGGGGCUAAGAAAGUGUAUGCCAUAGAGGCGAGUGCAAUAGCCGAGCAGGCGAAGAAGGUUGUCAAAUCCAAUAAGAUGGGUGGCAAGAUACAGAUUGUCAGGGGUAAAGUGGAGGAAGUAGAGCUACCUGAGAAGGUGGACGUCAUAGUUAGUGAAUGGAUGGGUCAUUUCCUCCUGUACGAGUCCAUGUUUAACUCAGUCGUCUAUGCUAGAGAUAAAUGGCUGAAAGAAGAUGGAGUGAUAUUACCAUCACAGGCUUCAUUAUACAUGGCUCCAAUAACAAAUGAGGAGAUGUACAAAGAAAGAAUUGAUUUUUGGUCAGAUUUAAAAGGUAAAUACGGUCUGGAUAUGGAGUGUAUGAUCCCAUACGCAAAAAAAUGUAUCUUUGGAUCUGUUCAAAUUGAAGAAGUGUUUGGGUCUGACCUUAUUGCCCAUGAAACUAAAGUAGCAACCAUUGAUAUCAGCAAAAUAACUGUACAAGAACUACAAUCUGUCAAGGGCUCAUUUGAUGUGAGGUGUUUUGGUGCUUCAAAGUUUUGUGGGUUUGUGACCUGGUUUACUGUGACCUUUGACAUACCGAGAAAAGAGUCAGUGUUACUGUCUACAUCACCAAGCAAACACUCUACUCAUUGGAGACAGAGUGUACUUUAUUCACAUGAUCCAGUCACAGUAGAACAAGACACAGUGAUUAAAGGAACCAUUACCCUAACGCCCGGGACCAAGAACUCUAGAUAUUUGGAUGUUGCUUUGAAGUACACAGUUGGGGAACAGUCUGAAGUUGAAGAUCAUUAUACCAUGUCCGAUGAUGGCCCAAGUUGAGAUCUACCCGGUCUGCAGAAGUUGUCUCUCUUGGAGGAGUGGUUAAUCAGGUGAGGUUUGCGGAGAUACCAAGUCGCUCAUUAGCGGUGGAGGUUCUGAGAAAAGAACCAAUGGUUUCUCUGUAAACCCCACUGGAUUGUAUCUUCACUAUGCAAAGUUUCAAAUCCUACAUAUCAAGGUUGGUUAAACCAGGCAUGAUAUUUUGUCAUAAUUCGCCAUUUAAAAAAAAAAAAAAAAUAUUUUGCCUUUGUAAAAACCAGAGAAUUUGUUUCUGAAAGCUCUAUUUUAGAGCUUCAUCAAAGCUAUACACAAGUAUGUUUAUGUAGGUUAGCCCUUGUACUCAAUAAAUGGGGGACAUUUGGGUGCUAGGUGGCAGCAGAUUUCCCAGGUAAACCCAUAGACGGCGGAAUGUUUGUAAAACACCCAUCGUAUUAACAGACGUUUUAACCAAACUCAUGAUUUCUGCAAACUUUCACCUAAAUAAAAUACCUCCCAUAAUUCGUUGCGUUGUUUUUAA